CAGUCUGAUCGUUUUUUUGUCUCUCCAGGACGGUGGUGAUAUCCGGAGUGAGACUGAACCCCCUCACCAUGGCUGCCUACAAAGAUCCACAAUUUGGGACCCCCUACGCAUCUAAUGAGAUAGUCCUGGGGUCGGAGAUCUACGUGGCGCUCUACGUCUACCCCACGGACGGGGACACCUACGUUCUCCGACUAGAGGACUGCGCCGCCAGCCCCACCGCUGACCGCAGCGACACCAAGGCUCUCCGUCUUAUAUCACAGGGGUGUGCCAAUGACAGCUUGACCCAGAUAAUACAGAAUGGGAACUCCAGAGAGGUCAGGAUGAAGAUCAGGUCCUCGCAGUUCCAGGAUUUCACCACCGUAUAUCUGUUCUGUGACGCCCGGCUUUGUGUGAAGAGCGCAGAAGAAUGCACUGCGUGUAAAUCGCAGUCUUUCAGCAUGGGGGUCACACAACUCCAGCUAGACCUGAGGUUGAAAGGUAACUUACAACAGUUAGAGCAGGGCUCAUUGUUGGCUUAUGACACAUUAUAUGGCGGGUCAUCCAGAGCAGCCAUUGUUGGGUUAUGGCUCAUUAUAUGGCGGGUCAUCCAUAGCAGCCAUUGUUGUGUUAUGGCUCAUUAUAUGGCGGGUCAUCCAGAGCAGCCAUUGUUGGGUUAUGGCUCAUUAUAUGGCAGGUCAUCCAGAGCAGCCAUUGUUGGGUUAGGGCCCAUUAUAUGGGGUGGUCACCAAGAGCAGCCAUUGUUGGGUUAUGGCACAUUAUAUAGCGGGUCAUCCAGAGCAGCCAAUGUUGCGUAAUGUCACAUUAUAUGGCAGGUCACCUAGAGCAGCAAUUGUUGGGUUAUGGCACAUUAUAUGGCAGGUCACCUAGAGCAGCCAAUGUGGGGUUAUUGUACAUUAGAUGGCGGGUCACCUAGAGCAGCCAUUGUUGGGUUAUGGCUCAUUAUAUGGCGGGUCACCUAGAGCAGCCAUUGUAGGGUUAUAGCUCAUUAUAUGACAGGUCAUCCAGAGUAGCCAUUGUUGGGUUAAGGCUCAUUAUAUGGCGGGUCACCUAGAGCAGCCAUUGUUGGUUUAUGGCUCAUUAUAUGGCGGACCAUCCAGAGCAGCCAUUGUUGGGUUAUGACACAUUAUAUGGCGGGUCAUUCAAAGCAGCCAUUGUUGGGUAAGGGCCCAUUAUAUGGGGUGGUCACCAAGAGCAGCCAUUGUUAGGUUAUGGCACAUUAUAUGGCGGGUCACCUAGAGCAGCCAUUGUUGGGUUAUGGCACAUUAUAUGGCGGUUCACCUAGAGUAGCUACUGUAUUGUUGGGUUUUUGGCUCAUUAUAUGACGGGUCAUCCAGAGCAGCCAAUGUUGGGUUAUGGCUCAUUAUAUGGCGGGUCACUUAGAGCAGCCAUUGUUGGAUCAUGGCUCAUUAUAUGGCGGGUCACUUAGAGCAGCCAUUGUUGGAUCAUGGCUCAUUAUAUGGCGGGUUACCUAGAGCAGCCAUUGUUGGGUUAUGGCUCAUUAUAUGGCGGGUCACCUAGAGCAGCCAUUGUUGGGUUAUGGCUCAUUAUAUGGCGGGUCACCUAGAGCAGCCAUUGUUGGGUUAUGGCUUAUUAUAUGACAGGUCAUUCAGAGCAGCCAUUGUUGGGUUAUGGCUCAUUAUAUGGCGGGUCAUCCAGAGCAGUCAUUGUUGGGUUAGGGCACAUUAUAUAGUGGGUCAUCCAGAGUAGCCAUUGUUGGGUUAGGGCUCAUUAUAUGGCGGGUCACCUAGAGCAGUCAUUGUUGGGUUAGGGCUCAUUAUAUGGCAGGUCAUCCAGAGUAGCCAUUGUUGGAUUUGUACAAUGUGUCUUGUAUUGUUCUCUUGUCUGCAGUCCUGACCUCAGUCCUCUGUCCCUGUCUGUCCUUGUCUGCGUGUUUUCUCCUUCUAAUACUAACCACUUAAAAUAUGAGCGCCGAUCGUUCCAGGACAAUUAAACAGAAAAAUUAAUGUUUAAAAAGAAAUAAAAAUCUAAAAUGUGAAACGCCGACAUGGUAAAGUUUACGAACACUAAAUAAUUCCCUUGCGAGAUGUUAUAUAAAAGUGGACCUGUCAUCUGAGAACCCCCUAAAUUGAUGCCUCCCAAUAAACAGAAUUAUUAUAAAUCUUAGAUGGAUAAAUAAUAAGAAAAUGCGACUCCUAGUGAUCACAUGACCCCCAUCAUGGCAGGAGUCACAUGACUCCCGACUCCUAUGAGGCAUCAGUGCUACAAUAGCUCUGAUGAAGACCAAGGAUUGGGAUGGAGGUGUUGUGGGGUCAGAGGACGGUAUGAAGGUAUUUUACGACAACUUUGGCGCAAUGUGGAGGAACGAUGGUCCUCUCAGCGUUGGUUUCAUUGAAUAGACAUUAGAUUGGCAUUUCCCAGUUGACCCAGUUUUUUGCUGGGCUUGCUGGCAAUCUGAUGUCUAUGAGGCAUCGGUAGACACCACUGGCCAAGACUUGGAGGUAGUAGAUGAUGGGGGUUGUCAAACCUCAUCUGAUUGCUAAGACCGCCUACGAGGUUCCAGCCAAGACUUGGAGGUAGCAGAUGAUGGGGGUUGUCAAACCUCAUCUGAUUGCUAAGACCGCCUACGAGGUUCCAGGCAAGACUUGGAAGUAGCAGAUGAUGGGGUUGUUAAACCACAUUUGAUUGCUAAGAGCGCCUACGAGGGUUCCAGCGACUCCCUCUCCCACCCUGCUAAGCCUAAACGCGAAGGGUCACAGUUCGUAUUUUGGGACCUACCAGCUCACAGCGAUUUCUGAGAACCGCCGAAUCACACCUGUGAAAAAUUCAAUUUUACAAGCUCCUAUGUUUGGAGGGAACUCAACACAUUGUAUCUGCAUCUGAUGGAUGUCCUCAAGAGUCCCUGCAGAAAGACCAUCCAGCCCAUCUGUAAUAUGCACCUUCUAUGAAGGAACCAUUGGGUGUCUAGUCGGUAAGUGUCCUAUGAAUUGUCCCUUGUGAGUCUCUUGGUCUUUGUCUUCACAUAUGUGACACAAUGCAAUUUGUAUUUAUAGUUUUGCACAAUUUGGCCGAUAGCCGCGGAUAUUGCGUGCAGUAUCUGAGUGAGACUCCCAGCCAGAUACAUUGAGAGGGAUCAGCCUGGAGAAGUUCUUGUCCCACCUGUCCCAUGUGCCAUCUCUGCUCCCGGCACCCCCUGCCAGUGAUGGAGGUGUUAUCUGAAGGUCCUCCAUCGUUGUGAAGAUUUACUGAAGAAAAGGCGACUUUUUUCUUAAACAACCAAUAAAAUGUCUAAUACGAUGUAA
Messenger RNA from Rana temporaria (common frog), 3260 nucleotides. RefSeq names its product pancreatic secretory granule membrane major glycoprotein GP2-like. The record is from RefSeq and is a predicted model, not a curated record. NCBI's taxonomy places the organism in Eukaryota, Metazoa, Chordata, Amphibia, Anura, Ranidae. Gene Ontology annotation, cellular component: cell surface; apical plasma membrane. Gene Ontology annotation, biological process: neutrophil migration. Bases 69 to 794 code for a protein of 241 amino acids. The transcript is spliced from 4 exons.